Messenger RNA from Pyrenophora tritici-repentis Pt-1C-BFP, 786 nucleotides. Its product is annotated as RTA1 like protein. The record is from RefSeq and is a predicted model, not a curated record. Gene Ontology annotation, cellular component: membrane. NCBI's taxonomy places the organism in Eukaryota, Fungi, Ascomycota, Dothideomycetes, Pleosporales, Pleosporaceae.
AUGUCGUCCACCGACGAUUCCUCGGCGCCUGAAUAUGUCCUCUGGCCAUACACACCCACCAUUGCCGCAGGUGCCACUGCCGCAGUCAUCAUGUUCAUCCUCUUCUUCACCCACGCCUUCCUCCUCUUCAAGAAUAAGACUUGGUUCUGUAUUCCGUUCGUCAUUGGCGCUUUGUGCGAAGCAGUUGGCUACUCAGCCCGCGCCGCUGCCCACAACAACACCGAUUCCAAAACCCCCUACAUCAUCCAAUCCACGCUCAUCCUACUCGCACCCAUCCUCUUCGCAGCGUCUAUCUACAUGAUACUAGGGCGCCUGAUGCGACGCACUAAGUCGACAGACUAUUCACUUGUGAGGGUUAGUUGGGUUACCAAGGUUUUCGUUGGCGGGGAUGUGUUAUGCUUCCUAAUCCAAGCCGGCGGAGCCGGCCUCCUCAUCUCCGCCGAUACCCCAGGCGGCUUCUCCCUUGGCGAGAACGUCAUCCUCUCCGGUCUCAUCCUGCAAAUACUCAUCUUCGGUUUCUUCGUCGUUGUCGCCGGCGUCUGGCACUCUAGACUGACACGCCGACCUACGGCUGCAGCCACGCAGCUGCCGUGGAGCAGGCUGAUAAAGGUUCUGGUGGUCGAGUAUGCGAUGGGUAAGGAGGGGUAUCUGUUGAGUCAUGAGUGGCCGGUUUAUGUGUAUGAUUGUGCGCUUAUGAUGGGGGUUUUGGGAGCGGGCGUGUGGUGGUAUGGGAGGGGUUUGGAGGAAGGGAGAGGGAGGAAGUGGGAUGUGGAGAUGAGGGGUUGA